CCUUGUUUCUGCCUACUGCUACAGGGCCUGGAGUCUCUGGACUUGUCUUAUAACCAGCUGUCUGCUCUGAAUCCGGCCUGGUUCUCCAAGCUCCUCUCUCUACAACACCUCAACCUGCUGGGCAACUGUUACAGGACCCUUGGCCCUGGAGGGACGCUGUCUCUCUUCAGGUAUGUGAACUCUUCCAUUGUGGUCCUCAUUAUUAGGUAUGACUCUGGAAGCCUGGGUGAUCUUUGGCCUCUAGGGGUCGUGACCCUGCGUCUCCGAGGACCAUUCCAGGACAACACGACACUCGUCUCCUCUAUCCUCAAAGACAUCUCCUACUCAGAAACCUUUCUGGUAGUCGCUGACGUCCUGCUGUUCGAGAAGAACUCCGUCGCACCGUUCAGUGAGAUCAACCGGAGACGGGUGCGAUCCAUAAUGUUCCAGAACGUAACCUUGACGGACGAGGCCAUAGUUCACUUCCUGGAGGUUAUGGACGGGGCUUGUCUAGAGUUCCUUGGAGUAGAGGACGCAACGUUCCAGGGUACAGGCUCUUGGAAGCAUGCUAGACGGACUCACCUCGACAACCUGGACACAGUCUACUUCAGAAACAUCGAGAUCCUGAAUGUCUAUAAGUUCACCUCCUUCCUGCCUGUGGGAUUUCUACUGAAAAACCUGAGACAUAUCUCUAUCAUUAACUGUAAGGUGUUUGUGAUGCCGUGUCUGACCUCUCACCUGUUGACCCAAAUGGUGUACCUGGACCUGAGUGGUAACCUACUGACCGACCUGACCUUGACGGAAUCUCUGUGUGACGGGAAGGGGAUCCUGAGGAAUCUCAGAGUUAUUAACGUCAGCGACAAUGCCCUAAAGUCCCUUUCCCUCGUCAGCAAAGUGUGUAACUGUGGCACCCUAUUGGAGUCAACAAUCGAGAAAAGGACAUUUGUUUUGUUCCCCAGCCUGGAGGUUCUCCUGAUCCAGAGCAACACUCUCAACAUGUUUGGUGCCGUGGAACUCCGACUCUACAGGAGGCUCCGAGCACUGCAGGCCGGUCAGAACAGUUUUGUGUGUUCCUGUGAGUUUGUCCACUUCAUGGUGUGGAGGUGGGGUGGAGCAGUAGAGGGCAGCGUUGAGCUAACAGACAGAUGGGAUAACUACCUUUGUGACUCACCGCUGCCCCUGCAGGGCCAGAGGGUCGACCGCGUCCGGCUCUCACCGUUCCAAUGCCACCGCAUCCUCCUCGUGUCCGCACUCUGCGGUUGCAUGCUCGUUUCCGGAAUCAUGUUCGUAAUUUUGCUCUGGAAGCUCCACGCGGUGUGGUACGUGAGGAUGAUGUGGGCGUGGCUUAAAGCCAAACGGAACUCCGGGAACCAGAAGCGCCGGGAUGCCGAACCCCUCUGCUAUGAUGCGUUUGUGUCGUACAGCGAGCAAGACGCAGAGUGGGUCGAAGAACUCCUGGUUCCAGAACUGGAGAAUUCCCAGCCUCCGCUCUCCCUCUGCCUCCACAAGAGAGACUUCCUGCCAGGCCACUGGAUCAUCGACAACAUCAUCAAUGCGAUGGAACGCAGUCGACGCACCCUCUUCAUCCUGUCGGAACACUUCGUCCACUCUGAGUGGUGCCGGUACGAGUUGGACUUUUCCCACUUCCGUCUGUUUGACGGGGACUCCGAGGCGGCCGUCCUGGUGCUUCUGGAACCCAUCUCCAAGGACGACGUUCCCAAACGCUUCUGCAAGCUCCGCAAGUUGAUGAGCUCGCGUACCUACCUGGAGUGGCCGCAGGAGGACGAGAGGAGGGCAGAAUUCUGGACCAACCUCCGUCUGGCCGUGAGGGGCGGAGAUGAGCUGUGAUCCAACCGGGUGCCGGGAAGUCUGGAAUCCCAGAUAUCUACUCAGAGGAGUCCAGAAUUAUUCUCUUUUCUGCCGACAGUAAAGAUUGAUUGGUUGGUUGAUGAGUUGGUUAAAUGUUUGGUUGGUUGGGUUGCUUAAUUGAUUGGUUGGGUGAAUUGGUUGGUUGGUGGGCUGGUUAAUUUAUUAGUUGGGUGGGUUGGUUAAUUGAUAGGUUGGGUAGUAGUUUGGUUAUUUGAUUGGCUGGGCGGGUGGGUAGAGGGUUGGUUAACUGAUU
Messenger RNA from Salvelinus sp. IW2-2015, 2101 nucleotides. NCBI's taxonomy places the organism in Eukaryota, Metazoa, Chordata, Actinopteri, Salmoniformes, Salmonidae. The record is from RefSeq and is a predicted model, not a curated record.